ACAGGAAUCCGCAUAAACCUGGGAAGUUGGGGGUGGUGAUUAGAACUGUGAAGAGCAGAUGCCUGAAAUCGCUUGGAAUGAGGUUUGGUGCUCCGGAAAAUGUUCCCCAGUGUCUGAAUGUCAUUAAUCAGCAUAUGGAUUAUUGAAGCGCGAUGUUCCCCGCUGCGAUCACCCGUGACAGCUGCCUGAGGAACCGCAAAUUGCUCAUUGGCCGACCCGCGCCUCCGCUUUAAAAGCCUAGCCUGAUGAUCAGUCAGUGCUCUCUGAUCUCUGGCCUAGCUUUCUUAUUUUCUGCGCAACUCCCACGGAAUUUGCUUUUAAAGGAAGCAGAGCCCUUUAAUGGAUCUAUUCAAGGCUGGUAGAAUGAAGCAGUGCGUGUUUUUAAAGUUUAUGUUUUUGGUCCUGUCGUUAUCUGGUUGUGAUCUGGUUUCUGCUUGGGAUAAUGAUUCGUGUGGUUCCAUUUUUCCCAACAGAUUGGUUGCCAGUGUCAGCUCAAGCCACAAUAUAACCUGCUCGUUUUGCAAAGAUGGAGCUGCUGACAAGGUGCAAUGGAUAUAUGGUGGCAGUGCACUCCCCAGCAGCCAAUUCAUUAAGAUCAACUCCAGUGCUAGUAUGGCGAUGUUGACUAAUCUUUCCCUAACCAACAGGGAAGGAGAGAAUCUGACGUGUAUUUCUGAUGAGGAGUCUAAAACUAUGUUAAUUCAAACUGGAUAUCCUCCAGAUGCCCCUCGAGAUCUGAAGUGCAUAACUCAGAACUUUGACAAAAUCAACUGUUCUUGGGACCAAGGACGAGACACAAAUAUAGAAACCAACUACACCAGCUGUUCUUGGUCACCAACUGACUGCACAAAUGUGGGAAAGGCUAACUUUGUUGAACAUGACUUUCUAGUGUUCAGCAUGGUAAUAUUACAGAUAACUGCUGUUAAUGAACUGGGCACACAGAUGUCAGAAAAAUUCAGCGUGAAGGAGAGCGACAUAGUGUUUAUACCUUACACUCCGAAGCUCAACAGAGUGUUUCAAGAUCCGUCCAAUGACCAGGUGAUGGUGGUGGAAUGGUUCGAAGGAGGUGAAGCUUAUGAACUGGAUUUAAAAAUGAUUUUCCAAACCCAAGUUCUCCAGGCAUACAAAAUGCAAGAGGUCUGGGUGGGGAAUUACAGUAGCACCUUGGACUUCACCCGUAAUAGGGUGCUACAGUUGACUUGGACAUCAGAUAUGCCUCUCCAGUGCACAUCCUACUUAGUGAAGAUCCGCUCCAUUGGUAAUGAUGAUGAUUUCCUGUUUACUGGUAAAAGAGCAUGGAGUGAAUGGAGCCCACCAUUAAAACUUGAUGGCCGGGAUGUGACUGACCAGACCGAGUUUGAAUUCUAUCCCCCAGAUUCAACUGUUCUGGAAGCAGGUUCUAGUCCAGUGUUUUGCUGUGUAGCUGGUAAAGGAAAACGUGUCAAGGAGUUAAAUUUUGACGGAUUGAAUUUCUCAAGCACCGUAUUAAGUAACAGGAGCAUGGUUGUCAGGGUGCCGAAUGUCCCCCCAUCAAGAGAAUCUGGAGCAAAUGUUAUUUGUAUUUCAUCCUUGAAUAAGUUAGAAGGAGCAACUGUAUUUAUUGGCUAUCCACCUGAUACACCAAAGAAUAUCAGCUGUGAAACACGUGAUUUACAAACAUUAAACUGUACCUGGGAGCCAGGAAGGUCUACUCAGCUAGUCUCAAAGCAUAAGACAAUCUAUAGUCUUAACAUUGGGUCAUCACAGAACCCUCUUCCAUGUGAGCACGCUUUGAAUACAGAAUACUGGUGUAGUUUUCGCAUUUCAAAUAGGAGCGGUGUAACCAAUAUAUCAAUACAUGCAAAAAACUCACUGGGGAAAGUACAGUCCAGUAUAACUGUGGAUGCUGCCCACGUCUUUCGCCCUUUUGCUCCUCAUCAAUUGAGGGAAGAAAAGACAACACCAUACAAUACAACCUUGUCUUGGUCGGAUCAAGUAAACUAUACGGACAUCAACUUGCAUUGUGAGGUGGUGAUCCGCGAUGAGUCUGGGCAAAUUAUGUCACUUAAUUACUCAUUGCUGGGAAAUCCAACAAACACACAGCACACAAUAACGUUAAUUAAUUUACAACCCAACGCAGAGUAUUCUAUCAGAGCUCGAUAUUCAUCUGUACAUUUUUGGAAGUGGAGUGAAUGGAGCAAUGUUGUAGAGGUGAAAACCAAGAUUACUGCACCAUCAGUGAGCCUGGAUGUAUGGAGAACAGUUAUGCCAAACCAAACUGUGACCAUUUACUGGAAGCCACUUUUAGCCACUGAAGCAAAUGGUCCAAUUUUAUUCUACAAUGUAACCUGGUCAAAAAUGGGAAGUGAUUCAAUCAAUAGCACUCGUAUCCGUGGAACUAGUGUGCAAAUUCAUCUUGACCAAGCUGGCUACGUUAUUACCACCAUGGCUCAAAAUGGCGCUGGAACAUCACCCCCUUCUGUGAUCAAGAUCCCUCCACAGCAAGAUGAUGAAAAUCUGACCUUUGAAAAAAUUACUGGUAUCGGGGAUGGAUUCAUUGUGACUUGGCCAACGCAGCAGGCUGAGAACUGUGGCUAUACUGUACAGUGGUGCGAGUCCCUGAGCUUGCCUGUGUGUAGAGUGGAUUGGCGCAAAUUUCCUUCAAAUACAACAGGUGUCACAAUAAAAUCAGAUACCUUCCAAGCUGGAGUACAGUACAGCCUCGAGGUGUAUGAGUGCGGCAGUAAUGGGGAUCACCUACUGAAGAAGCUACUCGGGUACACACGUGAACUCGCCCCAACCGAAGGCCCUAAAGUGGAGAUCAGCAAAACCACUGGAGACUCAGUGCAGAUUGAGUGGAAAGACGUUCCUUUGGAGAAGCAGCGAGGGUUCAUUGAGGGAUUCAAGAUUUAUUACAGUAAAUUCUACAAUGACUCAGCAGCCAACAAGCCAGUGAACUCAGGUAAUCAGUCAGCAAAUAUCAUACUCGACCCUGACAAGCGGGCAUUCAAGAUCUUAGGACUUGAACCAGGAACCACGUACAACGUUGGAGUAAGAGCGUUUACCAGUGGAGGAGACAGUCCCAGCAAUUCUGUCACUGUGACCACACCGAACAGCCCCAUCGCCCUGAUCCUGGGGAUCACCUUGCCUCUGAUCGGAUUUAUAGGGCUUGGAGUUGUCCUCAGUAUCUUCUGUUACCAAAAGCAAGAAUGGAUCAAAGACACAUUUUAUCCUGAUAUUCCCGAUCCAACGAACAGCAAAGUUCUGGAUCCUGGAAGCUUCCCUCAGGGAGUCAACUUGUGCAAAACUCUGGAGCCGAAAGAUUGCACACCUAAUGAAGUGCAUGUUGUGGAAGACAAACCGAUCGUAGGGGAGGCUAAUAAAUCAAUCAAGGCAGAAGAACAGGGUGAGGUUGUACCUGAGGAUGACUCUGAAAAUGAGAUUCAGCAUCAAGGCGUCAUAUCGUACAGGCCAAGUAGCACAUCUCUCAAGAUGUCAGGGGAGCCAAACCCAGCAUUUGAAGCUGCAGCCCCAUUAGUGACGUGUGUUUACCCCAGUGAAGUGACAUACACAAGUAUACGGGGCCCUGCCCCUCCUCAACAGGAAGCAGCAGGGCCAGAUCAGAUGGAGGAUGAUACAGAGGUCAUUGUCAAGUCAGGAUAUCAGCCCCAGAUCCACAUGGCCACCAAUCCUGCAUUAGACAGAGAGCAGCCUGACCUAACGCUCCACGUCAAUGGCUACCAGCCACAGAUGCACAACAAAUCCUGGAGCCUCGAUUCUGGAGACCUACUACCAUUGGAGCCUGACUCCAUCGGCAGCCCAACCUCCAUCAAUUCCCAAGCCUUCCUGAUUCCGGAGAAGAUGAUGGGGGACGAGUUGAAACCCAGUGGCAUAAUGUGGUCCCUUCCCUUCUUCAAUUCCAGAAUGUCUUCAAACUCCUACGGUAACUCCAACCACAGCUGAAGGGGGAUGGAUGUGGAAGUGGAGGGUCCCAGCUUCAAACCUUCACAUUAAUCUUUGCUCCUGCACUCAGCAUUGGCCCACGGUGGUGCAGUGAGAAAGCCUGCGGGUUAAAAAUCUAGAUGAUUAUUACUGCUCAAUUAGCUGCUUUCCAAUGUUCUCAGGGGCUUUAAGCAGGUGGAGGAGUAACUUGCAAAAGCUUUCUGAUUGAGACUCUAAACACAUGAACCAGACUGACCUCACAGCCCUCAGGAGCAUGAGGUUCUGUACACUCUGUUAGCAGUUUGGGUUGAAUGACUUACUUCUCUUCCAAUGUUGACGUGAGAGACUGGAAUCUGGAGCAGACACGAGACGGUCCAUUUCCCUCUACAGAUGCUGCCUGACCCGCUGACUUCCUCCAGCAGCUCGUUUGUUUGCUCUUUCUCCAAUGUUCCUGUUCAAUACUGAUCGCUGUUGUCAGGCUGUAAUUAUAUGUCUAUGAUGUAACACUGGCUAAAUCAUAACCAAAUUAUUGGAGAUGUGAAAAGUGGUUUUGUCUGUGGAAUGCAGUAAGCAGGUACCAAGUCUGGGUUGGUAUCCUGAGGAUUGUUCUAAUCUAGGGUAUGUUUCCAUUCACCUUCUGUAGGAGGUGUGAGAUCAUCAGUGGGAAGAGUAGCCUGUUUGGACUUGAUAGGAUGGGUUUCAGGUGGAGUGUUGCCCUCCUUCAGUGAAUUGACUUGGUGUGUGAACCAGCAGGACAUGGCAAAUUGAACUAAACUUUGUGGCUCAAUGCUCACAGCCUCUACUUCCACACGGCACCCCACAUCACAACCAUAGGCAGCUGAAGCCCACACCCUCUUCGAUGGAAAAGUGGGCAGGAUGGGGAUCUGACCCUUUGGAGUAUAAAUAUUCUGGUUUGCAGCUGUUUGUAUUUCUUCCUACUUCAACGAAGGAUUUGAGGAUCUGAACAGAAUUGUCCUGCUGAAUGAGCCAAUGUGUCCCACCUGAAUACUGCUCUUGCUCUAUUUAUCAAAAGCUAUGUGCUUCAUGGACAAGGCAUUGCUUUGAAGUGCAGUCAUUGUUAUGCUGCUAAGACGUGGUGUAAGCUGAUGCAAAGGUCAUCUAUGGUCAAUUUAAAUAUCUCCUGCUUAUGAUGUAUAACCACAAACCAUCAAACUCUGUGGGCAGGCUGCAUGAUCUGAAGUGCCAUUGCAUUCAAUCUAACUGGUCAAUCAGCAUUUCUGAUAGGAAGAACAAACUUGGACUUGCCCCAGAAAAGCAGCAGAUGAACUUGAGUACUGUCAAUAUAUUUACUGACAGCUCUGAUUUACCAUAAACCAACUGAGGUACCAGAUGCAAAAGCACCAUACAUCACCCUCAAGAAUGGUGAGGGUGCAGAAUGUCGUGUCAGGGAGAUGUUUAACAUUGGUUAAAAUAUUUGCAGCUGCAGGGAUAGGGCCUGUCAUUCCUAUGGACUACGUCUAGAGUCAGUACUAUUUAUCCAGUCAGUUUGGAUAUUGGCUAUUAAGUAUUUGAUGUUAGCUGAUUAUUCAACUAUAUUAUAAAUCACAGAUCUAUCUAUAAUACCUAGAUUUCAAAU
This is a messenger RNA of Pristis pectinata (smalltooth sawfish), 5518 nucleotides long. Its product is annotated as leukemia inhibitory factor receptor-like. Gene Ontology annotation, biological process: cytokine-mediated signaling pathway. Bases 340 to 3942 code for a protein of 1200 amino acids. NCBI's taxonomy places the organism in Eukaryota, Metazoa, Chordata, Chondrichthyes, Rhinopristiformes, Pristidae. The record is from RefSeq and is a predicted model, not a curated record. Gene Ontology annotation, cellular component: external side of plasma membrane; membrane. The transcript is spliced from 21 exons. Gene Ontology annotation, molecular function: cytokine receptor activity; protein binding.